Bombina bombina (fire-bellied toad) is the source of this 2384-nucleotide messenger RNA. RefSeq names its product nuclear factor of activated T cells 2 interacting protein (gene NFATC2IP). Bases 71 to 1114 code for a protein of 347 amino acids. Gene Ontology annotation, biological process: positive regulation of transcription by RNA polymerase II; cytokine production. The transcript is spliced from 9 exons. Lineage: Eukaryota; Metazoa; Chordata; Amphibia; Anura; Bombinatoridae. The record is from RefSeq and is a predicted model, not a curated record. Gene Ontology annotation, molecular function: protein binding.
ACUUGCGACAACAUAGGCCUUGAGCUUAGUAAUGCUGACCCGAAUAGGAGCGUUGUGAUUGGCGGUGGCGAUGGCCGUUUGGCCAAUGAGCAUGGAGGGGUAUUGUUAUAAACUAAAAGGAAGAGAAAUGGCGGAGAUAAGUGACAGCAGUGAUAGUGAUGUGGAGCUGAUAAGACCCCGUUACGUGAAGCGAAGGAGGAUCCUCCCUGCAACACUUCCAGUCACGGUCUCUGUCUACUCAAACAAGGUGAACAGCUGCCUUAAACUGCUCCCAAAGGACUCCAGUGAACUGGUUCAGUUGGCAGAGGAGCUGGAGAGGGUUAAAGACUCUGAAGAUUUAGAAAAUGAAGGCAUGUUUGUUCCGCCGGCUGCACAACCGCAGAAGUCUCCGUUGUAUGAUCUGACAGAUUCAGAAGGUGAAGGAGGGGAACCUGAAGCUGCACGUGAGAGGCUUCGAGAUGCUUCUCCUUCACCACCUCCAACGCCACAGACCCCAGUAAGAAAAAGGGGACGAGCGUAUAAUCAAAUAAGAGAUUUGGAUGCCCAGCUAAAGGAUCUUGGGACAGACCUCUCCCCAUCACACAGGUCUGUCACCGAAAAUGAUUUAAUCCUCGUUGGAAGCAGCCCUGCUCCGGAGUUGACCGUAAAAGUGCGGAGGGGAGGAGAGCUCUUUAGGAUAAACAUUCGGAUGCUGGAUCCCCUGCAAAACCUGGCACAGUCGGUAGCCUCCAAGCUUGGUGUUGAAGCAUCACAGAUCCUCCUGCUUCUGAGAGACGAGGAGCUUGCACUUACCCAGACGGCACAGUCCUUGAGCCUCACUGUGGCAGAUAUCAUUGACUGUGUGGUCCUCUCCACGUCGUCCGAGCAGGCGGAUAUUCAGAGUGAUGAUACGAUUUGUCUGCAAGUUCAGGGGAAGGAGAAGCAGUCCCAUCUCAGCAUCACGGUUGGGAAAACUGAGCCUCUCCAGUCCCUAAUCGAUCAGUAUCAUGCUGCAACGGGUUUGCCCAAGAGAGGAAAAGUCUCCUUUAUGUUUGAAGGAAAAAAGCUACAAGGGAAAAGCACGGCAGAAGAACUGGGUUUAGAGACUGAUGAUAUUAUUGAGGUUUGGCUCUGAGCUCCAUCCCUCAUCCUGAUCAGUUUUUUUUUUAACCUCUUGCAAGAAGCUCUUAAUCCAUCUGCCUGGUCCCUGAAAGUCAGGAUUACUGCAUGUGUGAACUUUGAGUCUGGUGCACAAAAUAAAUCUCAGGAUUGCGACCAUAGGAACACAGACUUAAUUUUAUGGUCUCUCCAGGUUCUAGGCAAUAUUUUGUUCCAAAUUUAUAUUUUUGUCCUCUGACUGUUCCAGAUUUGUCUUUAAACAAAAGUAUCAACUUAUCCAGCCUUCUAGUGUGUGGAUCACACUUGCUUAGCUAAUUGCUAUAGGAUAAAUUAAAUUGGGCUCUUGUGCAAUAAUAUAAGGUCUAUAAAACUUCCUCUUAAAGUGACUAUCAAUAGCAAUUUAUAUUAGUUUUGUCUUUUUGUACAAUAUAAUUUUUAUUUUUUUCCCUCUACCCAGUUCUUAUUGUUGUAAAUAGAAAUUCCAAGUCGUGUUUAGGGUCCUCAAUAAAAUGUUCUUGUUUUUAUUUUGUAUAAUAAAAUUCCAGGGUGUAUCCUGGCCCUCUCUUUUCACCCAAUUGGGUGUAUCUGUACUAACUGUAGCCCACUAAGCUGUAAUUUAGAAGUGCCAGCAAUGUUAGAAGAUAGUUGUCCCUAAAUAGUUCAAAGCAGCUUGGGGGUGGCAGGAAAAACACUUGCAUGCAGGGCAGGGAUUUAAAAUGAGUUGUUUUAAGCCAAGUGCAAUUGGCAUUAACUUGCUUGUGUUCAUGAAACCUUGUAUGUUAGGCAACUUUUACCUCUCAUGAACAGGACUUGAACAUUCUUUAAAUUCUGCAUAACUGGUUUUGAUUGACGCUUGGGUUCUUGAGAAGGAAGUACAGUCAUGUGUAGAAUGUGCCUAAUUUGCCAUCUAUCUUUGGGUUGCUCAAACUUCAGUUUGCCCUGACAGUCAGUCACUAUAGAAGUUGUGCUAUGUCCACACGUCUAUAUCAAACUGUUAGCAGAGAGAACAUGGGGUGUGUGUGUGUGUGUGUGUGUGUAGAGAGGCUUCCAUGAUGCAUGAAGGCAAAUUUAUUUCUGUAAACUCAUUAUGUAUUUACUUCACUCAUCUGCAGUUAAUUGUCUAGUGUCCAAAUCUAGUUAUGGUGAUCCAUACAGACUAUUACACAGGUAAAGUUUCCAUAUGUAUUUGUGGGGGGGUUCCCUCUAUUCUGGAAUAGAACUAUUACAUUGCAGCAGUUAUUUUAAAUAAAGUGGUUAAAAACAGGGAUGAAUGACAAACCAUCACA